AUGAUUGAUCUGAACGUUCCCCGAGAGAGUUUCAAGCACAUCGUGAAGGCGUGCGAGUGUCCCCUGUACUGGAAGAUGCCCCUCUUCCUGGCCACCCAGCAGAGCCUGCACGCGUCAGUUGACGGACACAAGUUCAUUGACUUUUGGAGAGAGAUGACUGCCCAGUGCCACGACCAGGCCUCCCGCUUCGUAUACAUCCUCACCCGAGGGAAAAGCAACUCACUGGCCCCAGAGGACUUUGUCCCUCUGGUCCAGGACGUCGUGGACACCCACCCUGGGCUCUCCUUCCUCAAGGAAGCCACGGAGUUCCACUCCAGAUAUGUGCAUACUAAAUGCAAACAAAAGAAAGGAAGCUUGAAAUAG
This is a messenger RNA of Ostrinia furnacalis (Asian corn borer), 363 nucleotides long. Its product is annotated as serine/threonine-protein phosphatase 2A regulatory subunit B'' subunit beta-like. Gene Ontology annotation, biological process: protein dephosphorylation. NCBI's taxonomy places the organism in Eukaryota, Metazoa, Arthropoda, Insecta, Lepidoptera, Crambidae. The record is from RefSeq and is a predicted model, not a curated record. The transcript is spliced from 4 exons. The coding region runs from base 1 to 363 and encodes 120 amino acids. Gene Ontology annotation, cellular component: protein phosphatase type 2A complex. Gene Ontology annotation, molecular function: protein phosphatase regulator activity.